UACGUGCACCGUGCACCAACACGUGCUCCUUGCAUCUGCGCGACUGGCUCUGCUCGCCUUACGGAGCACCUCGCCUUUGGUACCUGGGUGGUGAUUCCUGCCUGUGAAGGAACUACAGCCUACAGGUAAGUGACGGCAACAAAUGGACCAUUUGUCAUGAACAGACGGACAGGACAGGCACAGACAAGACAGAGAGUUAUGGGCCACGUGGAAAGUCGUCUUGGCGCCGAGAGGGCUCAAUGAUGCCACCAUUGCAGUUCAAGGAGUCCAUUGCCAGCCACAGGGUAGAGCUCUUUUCAUGUUGAGCUAUUACAUCAAAACCACACGCAAGCAUCAUCAUCAGCGCGCUACAAGAUGAGAUCAGUCCUCGCUUUAAUUUCAGCACUGGGGGCCCUCGCGUUGGCUAUAUGGCUGAACCAGGAAGUCGUAAGCCCUCCAGCCCGCCAAAUCAUCCCUGGGUCUACGCCAUUGAAAACUUCGACUUGGAAAGCUCAACUGUCACUUCUUGAUGAGCCCUCGUCGGACCGAUGGGUAUACCUGAGCGGAAACACAACAUGUCUAAACGUGACAGAAUGUCAGCUAUUCGACGCGGCUGUUAUCAAGGUACACCAAGAUGGGCAAACGCUCUCGAACAAGCUAUCAUUCGUCGACUGUGACGCCGAUCCGGUCCUGUGUCAUUCCUGGCUCCUCGAGCCUCCAGCCUUGAUGCACAUCGCCCCAAACAAGGAUUCUGAAACUAAGGACACCGGCCGAUCACAUGUUGUAAUGCGGCCCAUUCAGCUGCCGAUCUUAAAUUUUUCGCAAAUACUUCCAGAACAGUCUGGUGACGCCAUUCCCGAGGAGGAGAUAAGCCACAUCAUGAGCGAUGAGUUCCGUGUCGAAAGUGUCGGUGUUUGGGACGGCUUCCUCAAUCCAUUUACAGGUGCACUGGGCAAACAUGGUGGUGGUAAUGUCUGGGGAAAGCUGAAGUAUCGAUUAGGCUGGCUGCCAAUCUCACAGCAGACCUUGGUCAUAGGCUUCUUUCUCAUCGUACGGCUGGGGAUUCGCAUGCUUGGACCAUCGCGUACAGAACAGACCGCCGCCGACAUGGUUGUGGCGCCUGGUUCUUUGAAUGAUGGACCAGCAGAAUGAUGUCCACCCAAGAUGGGCACGCAAGCACACCGGCUCACACCAUAGAGCUGCACAACAUACUACCCGGUUUUCUCCUCGCGAAGUCGCUGAUGUCUACUCGGUCAUUGCCAGGAACCGUCUUUAUGAAUUUCAAAGACAGCUCGGAGAUGGUGGUGUAGUGUUGAGCCCGGUGUGCUAUGCCAGUAAAGCACAGCGUACAGUAUACACCUUGAAGGUCCCCCGGACAAAUCGUGCAGGCAAACCGCAUCCCUCUGGCAUUACGCCAGCGCAAGCCGUGAGCCGUUGGUCUUGGUCGAAUGCCACCUCCUGUAUCUACCAGCAGAAACAUCUACGAUAUGAAUUGAUGGGCCGUGAGGUGAAGGAAAUCUCAGCGGUUCAUCUGGAUUUGGCAUCGAACCUUGUCAAACCCGCCAACGCCUGCGACUGACCAACACACGAGUACGAUGGAUUUGCACUGAUUCCUCCACAUCAUCGGCAAGCUCGAAGUUCUUCGGCACUUAACGUCUGAUGAUGAGUUUUGGCGACUGUCUUGGAUCAACGCCGGGAGCUGUACACCCGUGAACGAAUACUAGCGCAGAACAUGCUUGGGGAUGUUGCAUACUGUCUGGACGUGUGAGUGGCGAAGGCCCCCGAGUGCCCGGGAGUGCAAGGCUAUUGUCUAGCAGGGCGGUGUUGCUUGACUUGAUUGCGACCUACCACCACACAAGGCAUUCUAGAAUCACAGCCCGUGCACCACCAAGAAAAUCGUAUACCAGUCAGAAAACAUAUAUCAG
Exophiala xenobiotica is the source of this 1904-nucleotide messenger RNA. RefSeq lists its product as uncharacterized. The record is from RefSeq and is a predicted model, not a curated record. Bases 355 to 1131 code for a protein of 258 amino acids. NCBI's taxonomy places the organism in Eukaryota, Fungi, Ascomycota, Eurotiomycetes, Chaetothyriales, Herpotrichiellaceae. The transcript has a single exon.